CGAAUAAUUAAAAUAUAUUUUUUUUUACCCUUGUAACACCGCAUUAUAAAUUGUGGUGAAGUCUUUCUUCAUUUUAGUCAAGUGCAAAUUAUUUAAUUUCUACGUAGCUUAUUUUAUAUGUUAUUCACCCUUUAAUGCAAUGUAGGUAUAUGCUGUAGUAAGGCCAACAUGCCCCGAGAUAUUUUAAGUGAUAGUUUAGCAGUCUUGAGGAUAGUUGAGCAUGAAGAUGAAGAAAACUGGCCGCUUGAGAACAAGCCAUCCUGCAAACAAAGUAAUAAGAAGUCAUCUAACAUUCCUCUGAACAGCCAGACAAGCUUGACUAAGGAUGACUGUGCAUGUUACUACAACUAUGGUCACGGCGAGAACGGGAAUGGCAGACAACACGACCCAGUUUACCAGUACAAGACCAGUAGCCUCCCACCAGCGUCUUCUAUCAACCAAUCCUGGGACGAGAUAGUGUGCUCAGCGCUCCGAAUAACUCCUGAAGAUAUAGCAAACCAGCUGACUUUACUUGACUUGCCUUGCUUCAAAUCUAUAAGGCCAGAGGAAUUGACUACCUGUGGAUGGAAUAAGCUGAAUAAAUUGACGGUGGCUCCUAAUGUGGUGGCGUUUACCAAAAGAUUUAAUAGGGUCAGUUUUUGGACAGUACAAGAAAUAUUAAAUGGCCAGUCACCAAAAGCAAGAGCAGAAAUUUUGGCACAUUUUAUCAAAGUUGGAAAGAAAUUGCAUGAAUUGAAUAAUUUGCACUCUCUUUUUGCUGUUAUUUCGGCGUUGCACAGCGCCAGUAUUUAUAGGUUGACAAAAACAUGGGCGUGCUUGUCCAAAAAGGAUAAACAGCAGUUCGACAAGCUUGCGGAACUCUUUGGCGAGAAGGACAACUGGACGGCCCUCAGAGAAUAUUUGAGAUGCAUCGCUUUGCCUUGUAUACCUUACCUUGGUAUAUUUCUGACGGAUCUUGUAUACAUAGACAUAGCUCAUCCCCCGGAUUCGCCCCACCGGGUGGCCAAAAUGGCCGUCGUUUUGAAAGCCCUGGAAAAGUACCAGACAUCAGAGUAUGAAAUCCCGCCCCUGCCUUCUGUGGCUAAUUACUUGAACAGUGUGCGUUAUAUUGAAGAGCUGCAGAAAUUUCUGGAAGAUGACCAGUAUAAGCUGUCUCUAAAACUUGAGCCCCCAUCUCCGGUGGGCAGUUGCGCUGGCUCCAAAGAGUCGGUCAAAGAGGUGAUAGUUCCUGGAGGCUCGAGUACUGCCAACACAUCGCCUUCUCACAAAAUCGGCUCCGGGUCCCUUCGUCUCCAAGGAUCCUGUCACCAAGGAAAGUUCAUACCAACGCAUCGGAAGUGCCGGUCCCUCGGCUCCAAGUUUCGUAGUGCGAGCUUGCCAAGAAAUUUUCACAAGGUCAAUUUUGGUAUCGGCAUAUUUGGAAAAAGUCAUACGGACGAUAAAAUGGAGAAUAAGACGCCUGCAGGAUCUGUAAAUUUGCUAGACGACACUCUACUUGAAUCUCCCAGUUCCGUCUCAGGCGGAAAGAUGUCUCAGUCACUGCCGCACAGCGAUAUAAAGGCGGAUGUUAUUCAAUGUGACUUCCAAGGCUUCGUGAGAAGAAAGACGAUUUUAAAAGAUGGAAGGAAGAUAUCUUUAUCAUCUUGGCAGAGGUACUGGUUACAGCUGUCGGGGAACAUCCUCAUUUUUUACGCUUCCAAAUCAUUUAAAGGGACAAGCCGCAGUGAUUUCCGCGAAGAGAAAUGCAAGGUGCUGUGUUUAGUCGGAUGGUUCGCCAAGCUAGCGGACGGGGACAGUGCCGAUGCCUUCCAACUGGUCAACCAUCACACUGGCACGCUGUACAAGUUCAAGGCCGCCUCAGAAACAGCAGCGAAGAUGUGGGUGAGAGUAAUAGAAGAUCUGACAACUAAAAUGGUAAAACCAUUGCCUGCCAAUCUCAUGUCUUUCGAAUAAGCAGUGUAAUCACCAAUGUUUGGUCAUUGUACUCACCAUCACUUUAUUCAAGUAUCGUAUUAUAUUACUACGUAAGUAACGCCUUUUUUGAACAAAAUAUACUUUAAGCUUAUAAUUAUGUGUGGCGUAAUUAAGAGUUAUCGUUAAUGAUUUUUGUACUCAUCCGAAUAUGACACCAUUAUUGUACUUGAUAGGAUUGUUGCUUGUCAGUCUAAGAGUUCCGUAUGUCCAACAUAUGUCCGUCCGGAUAGUGCUCACAGUAUCUGACGUGUGAUCUUAUUGUGACUGAUUGAUUAGUCCCAGCCUGAAAGCCGAAGUGGGAGGCAAUAGGCCGCAAUUAGCGUGAAAGCCGACCGCUUGUGUUCAGUCCAUGUGAUGCUCGUGAACACCAACUACGAAAACUAAGUACCGAUCGGAGCAUUGCAAUUGCUCCGAACAUUUACCGAUUAACGAACGGAACUUUACAGAGACGUGGUGUAAACGCUUUUCGCGGUACUUAUUUAUACCGAUUCUGUGUGAAAACAUUAUUAUACAAAGCUUCCAAUAUUUACUAUGCAAGUGCGUAGUUCAUUCUGCCUUAGAGACGUAAUCGUACAAACCUAGUGUUGCUUUUUUGUAUAAACAUUUAUAUUUUAGGCGUACAGAAUAUUGUAAAAAUAGAUAAAGUUUUAUUUGGCAGCCAAAUUGAUUUUAAUUUUUUGGUUCCAAUCAGAAUAUGCAAAUAUUACGUAUUUACAAUUUUAACUAAUAUGGAACACGUUUAGUAAAUAAACAUAUCAUAUAGAUUAUGAUACACUAUUUUUUUUAUAUAACUUACACCAUUUGUUUGUUUGGUACAUUUGGUUUAUUAACGAACAAAAAAUAUUGCUGUUUUAGGUAGCUAGAUGGCUUUUCGUUCAUUUUGUAGAAAAAUGAAAAUUAUUUUAUUAAGACUGUCCUACGAUACUAACACCAUUUUUUGAAAAUAUAUAAGUUUUACUCCGUACAUAAAAUACUCUAGAAGCGAUAAGUUAUUUUACGAAGAAGUUUUUAUAAAACAUGGAAGAUUAGUGUGAUAUUGCUUGAGGCUUUUUACUUGCCAAUGAGCAUCCCUUUACCAAAUUAUCUGAUAUUCUUGCCAGAGCACUCUGCGCUAUGGGGCAUGGCAGUAUGCCUACCAGCUCAGUCGUAUCGAUAACAAGAGGAAUUCGGUUAAAUAGUAACAAAAAUAAAUAGUGUUUCCGAAAAAUACGUCACGAAAAUGUAGCGGAAAUGUACGUUUCUAGCGUCUUGUAGAAAAUCUUGCGACUAAAUUAUCGGACAUUAUCAUUUGAUGUCCUUUAUUACAGCAGUAAUCUAGACAGGUAUAAAAAAAAAAAAAUUACAAAAAAUCACAAAAUUAUCAAAGAAUAUAAGGAAAAACCAUCUUUAUAUCGAAUGUGUGAACGUUAUUGGCAGUUGUAUGUCCGUUUAAUUUCUCUCGUUUUGGUGCUCUCCAUGCCGUUCUUUGUACUUUUAUUCAGUACAAGCGCUCAAUUAUACAUUUUCGUACACACGUCGUCCAAUUAGUCGAAAUAAUUUUGAAAACGACGCUCUGAAAUUCAGAAACUUUAUAACGAGCAUGUACCCAAGGAAAUUGCAUACAAAAGAAUAUCUGUCGUGAACAUUUUCCUAGCGUUCUUACUGAAAUAUGAAGAGCAUGACGUUGUUACAACUUCGUAAUUCGCGUCCUCAGUUUUCAGUGAGCAAAUACAGCUUUGCAAGCUUUUGGCGUCUCAAACAUUUUCAAUAUUAAGAUCUCGCUUUUGUCACUGAAGAAACAAAAUAUGCUCACUAAUUCGUGUUGCUCAAAUAUAAUUAUCGCAUCGACCGCGUCGCUCUUACUCGAAUAUAAAGAGAUUUCCAACAGGAGUUGGUCGGACUAGAGGUAGUCCACUGUGAAAUUAUCAUGCACGAUAAUAUUAUUGAAUAUUGCUAACGUCAUAUAAACGCGUUCUUACUAAAAUAAUUUUAGCUUGGUGCUAUAAAGUAGAGAUUAGUUUGUAACGAACUAUAGCCGAAUAUAGACGAUGUUGUUUAAGUACAUUUGAUGAAUAAUAUCACUUAUAUUAUUACAUAAAUAUUCUAAUAUGAAUGUGCAUAUUUUAUUGACAUGUUAAAAAUACGCUUUCAGUGUAUAGAAUUCACUUAUGCACAUAGUUACGUACAAUGUUAAUAUAAAUAAACAAUAGCGAACAAAUUAAAUAUUUUAUUACGACAUAUAACCGAAUAAAUAGAACGUAAUAUAGUUAUAUAAAUAUUGUGCCAUUUUUAUCGAAUACUAACUAUUUCCCGCGGUUCACACGCGUCGAGAUCACUUCGCGCACUCGAAUCAAAUGUUACACAACCUAUCAAUCGAUAAAAUUGUUUUAAAAUGUUAGCGCGAAGGGAAAUAGGGAUUCUGUUUUAUAUAAAUACGACAAAACUGAUAGAUCUGUUGAAACACAACUUCAUCGUACUUAGUUUGCCACACAUUACACAAAUCUGAGUUUAUAUGACCUAUUCCGGUCUAUAAAACUUGAGAGUUCAUAUCGAAAUUAUAUUCUAACUUUUAUAUUGCACUUGUAUGUUUGCCUUAUUUACACGGAAGGAGGUUUCAUAUGUUGUUAGGUAUAUCAUGAUUGUAUAAUAUCUUGUAUUGCUUCAUUCAUUAUCUUCUAAGUCAUAGGUUUUGUGAUCAGAGUGGCUUUUUAAGAGUGGUCACAAGAGUGCUGUAGGUUCGUAAAUGAUGUGAAUAGUGGCGAAUUUGUAUUGCUAAAAUAUCACUGUUGAUGUAAGUCACUGGGUAAGAAAUCGACCUAAUUUUUAAUACCAGAUUGUUAGAAUUUCGCAAGGGAGUCGAAGGAUAUAUCUAGGAUCGGAAAAAUUGUAAUGUAGGAAGAUAGUCAAUGUUUGUUAUUGAGCGUUAUGAGUCCCGUUUAUUUCUUCUUUAAACUGCUUGCGUAAGAAUACGGUCCUUAAAAGCUUCUUAAGCGAUGGAAAUUAACGAUUUAUUUCUGGGAUAUAUUCACCGAUAUUUUUCCAUAGGUGAACGGUUUUGUAUCAAACAAUGCGAUUGGCUAAAAUGCUAGAAAUUGGAUUUGUAUGUGAUAUUCGCGGUAUAUCGUUAAGCUGUAUUCGCGUUAAGCUUGUAUACGGUUUCGCUUUUAUAUACCUACUACAAUUUGGACAAUACACAUAAAACCCUACACGUAUAAAACAACGUUUUAGUAAAGAAACUAAGACCCAAGUUCACUUACAAUAUAAACGUCGUUUUUCUUAAAACGAUUGUUGAAGAUGUUUCAAAACGUAUGGAGCCCCGGGCCACUCUUUGUACACCAUUGUACAAGAUAGGGAAAAAUAUUCAAUACAGUUUUCAAUGAUCCCGUUAAUUUAAUUUGCCUUUGUUUGGCUGUAAAACACAAAAAUAUACUCUCGAAAUUGCAACACACAAGAAAAAACCAACAUGGCGGUAAGGUGGAUACUAUACGUUGGCAGUUCGACGUAAGCUGUCAUCAUGGUGAUUGAUUAAUGACAUUUGAAAAAUUUAUUUGACUUAAUUGUCAAACCGAUGAUAUACUAUAUUUUUUUACAAGUGUAUCUAAAUUAUCGAGACGCCAUACUGAAAGUCAAUAAAAAUAAUUGAUAAAUAACAAGAAAAGUACGCAUUUUAGCAAUUUAUCUGUAUUUUUCCCGAAUUCCUUAUAUUUUUCUGGAUUUCUUGAGGUACUGUACACGUAGUGGACCGGAUUUGAAACAUCUCCAUUGAAAAUUGAACGUGAAAAUUCUUAGUAAGCAGUCGCUUUAAGAAAACGGACGUUUAUGUUGUCAGUGAACUUGGGCCUUAAUAAACAUGCGCUGUUAAAAUUAAAUAAUUAAUCUGUUUAUUUGUGUUUGCAGAUUUUUUUUUAGUUGUACCAAUUUAUUUCGACAGUUUAUUUUUAUAUUGUUUCCACAAUACUCUUAACUAGACUCAUUAAAGAAUUUCGUUUAAAAUCGUUUAAGAAUAUUAUUAUUGUGAUACAUGAUUUAGAAGAAACUUCUUACAAUUAUUUCUAUCUAAAUUCUUCAUUAUUCUGGCAAAUAUACAGUUCCUAUUUGAUUGUUCUAAAUCGUGAAUUAUUCGAAGUACAGUCAUGAAUUUUGUUUUAUUUUCAUUAUUCUUAUUUUAUUAUCAUCUGUAAAAUAUUUUUUUUUUACGCUUUACGAUUUAGGACUCUGGCCUACCGAAACCUAGUCAUGAACAUUAGCAUCUGAAAUAACUGUAUACAAAUAACUACUAAUUACAAAAUCCUAAAUAUAUUAUUAACACGCUUUAGUUUGUUUAGAUAACUCAGUCACAUUUCGAGAUAUUUUUUUUCUCACAAUAGCCUUAUUAUUUGAGUCGUGUUUUCAUAAAAUUCAAAAGCAAUAAAUAAGCAAUAAUACUAAAUAUAGCAUUGGUGAUAAGCAUUAGUGUAAAAUAAUAUAAGUAAAUAAAAUAGAAGUCUAGGUUUCCAUUGAUCUGCUCCUGAUGUGGAUGUAACCAAUUUCGUUUUCAACACACAUACUACACACUCCUCACACACACACGCCAGUUCGCCGAUCACAAAGCAUAGAUUCUGCGUAUCACCCAACCCAUUAAUUGAGCGUACAUUUCUAAAUACAUUUGUACAUUUGUAAAUUACUGUUCAAUUCAUCGGCCAAUAAAUAGUUCAAUUAAGCAGAUCAAAGCCUAGUCAAUAAAUAUCAAUGAUAGCCUGAUGCAGCAGUUGUAAAUCCUAUACCUAUAAAAUUAUGAACACACGAAUCAAAUAAAUGAAUUCAGUCGAAUCUCGAACGUAUUUUAUGUAACCGAUGCUAAUGGAUUUAGUUUGCGCUUAAAAUGUAAAAAUUUUAAGCUUUUCACUUGUAUACCAUUACAAUUAAAUAAGGUUUUUAAUCCACAGUAAUAUUUACUUUGUAGUCUGAAAAAAUAUCUCAUUAAUAUUAGUGGAGUCAUGCAUAAACAUAGAGACGUGAACAAAUGAUACUCUGCUGGAAAAUAUAUCUUUUUAGGCGAGGAAAAUGGUGACAGUUAAACACACUUCGCAAUUAAAUUAGUUAAAAGUUUCAAAAUAAAUGAAUAGGACUUUGUCUAUAAUUUUUUGGCGCUAAAAAAUCUUAGCCUUAUAUUACAAGUUUUAUUUUGAAAGAUGUUUCGCGUCGCGCGAAAAGUCCUCGUCUGAAACACAACUCUAUGUUUUUAUCUAAAGUCACAUAAUAACCGCUCCUAAUAAGUUUACAUUUCCAUAGACAUCAUAGAAUCACUUACGUCAAACUUAGUUCUAAAGAGGAUUUAAACAUCGCGAAGUUUGUUGAUUGUCUGUGUAAGUAGUUCGCUCUGGUUCCAUCAUCUGUAAGUAGGUCGCCGUCUCCCUGUAUAUGUAGCGCGUUGGCGCCUGCAUCAGAUAUAUAUGCCGCGUUGCAACGUGCACUGACCCGGAACAAGGUGCAUCCUACCUAUAAACGCGGUACCAAUCAAUUUCACUAUACUCCAUAAAAUAUAUAAAUGGGUCGUAUUCAAAAAAACUGUAAGUAAGUAACAGAUAUGAAACAGAUAGGAAAUUAUAUUAUUGUAACAGAAAGUAACAGAGAUGAAUUAUUAGGGCCAGUAUAUAACGACAUUAUGCUGAAACAAAUACAUAGUCUGUUUUUCAGAGCAAUAGCCAGUAGCUAUUCUCUAUAAAGAAUAACUCUGUGGGUCGUUUCAAUAUAUCUACUUACUUUUUUUUAAUAUGACCCAAAUCUAAAGUUAUAUAUUCGUUUUAAAUUCCAUGCAUUCGCACUCGGCAAAGCAAGAAUCGACCGUUGACUAUCCUUCGAAUAUUAACGCAAGCACAAUGAUUUUCGUUUUUUUUUCAUUAUAUUACCAAAGCUACGUAAAUCUAUCUUUUUAUAUUGUAGUUUAAGUAUACUUAGUUAUAGUGAGGCUAUGAUAUUUGACUGAUACUGAAAAUGUUAUACCAUUUUUCUCUGUCAUACUGUAUUUUAUAACGAGUGUGUAAUAUGAAGACGGUAGAGCAGGUAAACAUGUAUCUACCUUCUUUAUAAUUAAAGCGUGAUUGUUUUAUGUGCUGAUGUUAUCUGAUUAUAUGUUGCUUAAGUUGCACUAUAUUCAUUAUUUUAAAAUAUUCAUAAUUGUUAUCCUAUAAUUAUACUACAAUCUCUUAUACUACUUUUGAUUUUUCAACUCGAGGAUCGAAUAUCAUUGUAUUUAAGCUUUGUACGACAUUAUUCUUAAGUGUAUUUAAUAGCACUUGUGUGCUCUUGUGUUCAAUAAAAAAAUCCAACUUAAUUCUUA
This is a messenger RNA of Helicoverpa armigera (cotton bollworm), 8272 nucleotides long. It is a transcript of the gene RalGPS, whose product is annotated as ras-specific guanine nucleotide-releasing factor RalGPS2. Gene Ontology annotation, molecular function: guanyl-nucleotide exchange factor activity. Gene Ontology annotation, biological process: Ras protein signal transduction; positive regulation of GTPase activity. Gene Ontology annotation, cellular component: plasma membrane. Bases 169 to 1953 code for a protein of 594 amino acids. NCBI's taxonomy places the organism in Eukaryota, Metazoa, Arthropoda, Insecta, Lepidoptera, Noctuidae. The record is from RefSeq and is a predicted model, not a curated record. The transcript is spliced from 13 exons.